AUGAGUAGAUUAGUAGCAGAUAGAGAUAGACAGAUUAGAAGAGUCAUAAGAGAGAUGCAAAACAUUGAAGAUUUGGUUCAAAAGUUGAUGAUUGACCAGUCAUCAUCGUCAUCAACUUUGACCUCCUCCUCGAAAUCAAUGACUCCUACCACUACAAACAUCAAGAUACCUAUAUCAUUAAAUCUAUUGGAUAAUUUAAAUGACCUCAAGUCAUUGUCACCACAUGGUGGAGUACAUUCUCCACAGAUGCACAGUGCCAAUAGUAGUGGGUCCGGUGGAGGUGGAGACUCAUCUAGCCAGUCUGGGUCAUCGUCAUCAUCCUUUUCAACAGUCUCUUCAGCCGUUGAAUAUGAAAACAAACUACAACAAAUCAAGGAUAUAAUUAGCAAGUUGGUGAGCAAGUAUGUGGGAGAUCAAGUCUUUCGAGUUGAUUUAUUUCAAGGACUUGAAUCGCCUUCUUGGGAAUUACUGGGUGGUGAUCAACGUCAACAUGUCCAACAAGACGACCCAUUAUUCAGUAUACUAAACGACAAUCAUCAAGAGUUGAAAGAAAAGAUCCAGGCCAGUUGGAGAGAGCGUGGGGAGGUGUUGAUCAACUGGUCAAGCGUCAUUCUCAAAGUGCACCAGGUCUUGUUGAACAGCACAUUGUAUCAUCAGCUGCUAAAGAGGAUAGCAGCUGCCAAUGCCGACGAUUCCGUGUCGUCGGGGAACAACUUGUUAUUGUCGCGUGUAGAGGGUGCCAGCAACAAGGCGAGUGUUGGUAAAUACCCAGUGUCUCUGUCUUCCAAUAACUUGGGUGCCCUCGCACCACCUUUGGGACAGCAGCAGCUGCAGGUCGACCCCAAGACAGGCCAGCCUUUCAACGUAGUCGAUGCCAUCAAAUCAACACCCGUCACCCCAUCACAAAGCUCACCCGUCCUAAACAACACGAGUGCACAACAAGGUAACGGUGCACUAGAUUCACCAACCUCACUAGAGUUACGUCAACCUACUCCUCUUUAUAAAGAGACGAAUGGGUCUGGUAGUAGUAGUAGUUCAUCCUCAUCAUCCUCUUCAUCUUCGUCGUCGUCAUCAUUUAAACCAGAGAAACAACCUGUUAAAAUGGUUCAAAAUUCAACAUCUAAUUCAACAGCUAGUAGUGGGGGUAGCUCAUUCUCCUUGUCUUCACUACUCGCUCAACAAGGUGCUGCCAAACAAGAGCUACCACAAGGGUUGAGAGAGUUGGCUGAACGAUCAUCCAAAUACGAUCAGUCUAGAUCCGGACAACAAUCAUCAUUACCACCACUCCAACCACCUCCACCAUCAUAUCAACAACAUCAACAACAACAAUCUCAACAAGUCCCAAGAAAUGUAUAUGAUUCACCGACGAUUAAUCCAAAUAUUAACAAGUUACCAUCAAAUUUUGAGACGGAUCCUGUCAUGUUGCCAGAUGGAACAUCGUUUGUUAAUUUGUCGGCACCUUCACCAAACCAACUGCCAAUGUCAAUGAGCUCGCCAGUGUCGAGUCAGUCUGGGUCGUCGUCGACAACGUCCAUCCCUAUUCCACAGGCCAGUCUUAUGUCACCUCCAACAUCGGCCGCGUCGUAUGGGUCGAAUACGAGCAGCAUGUCGCGUAUCUCUAGCUCCCCGUACGGCGAGGGUAUGCCACCCACUCGUCUGACCGAGUCAUUCUUUCCAACCUCCUCGUCUCGUGGUCCCCCAACCUAUGAUAGUAUGAGUAUGCAGGUUGGUAGUGUUGGCAACAACAACAACAACAUCGCUCUUCCAUCUUCACCAUCAUCACAACAAAUGUUAAGAUCUUCUGGUGGUCUAAUGAGAGGUUCAACUUUAAAUCAACCAAAUAAUAAUAAUAAUAAUAAUAGUAGUGAACCAAUUGGAAUUACUAUUCAACAGUCAUCGUCAUCACAACCACUUCAAGUACCACUUAUUAUUACCACUUCACCUUCAUCACAUUCAACUUCAUCUUCAUUUAAUAAUAGUAUGAAUUUAAUUUCAUCAACUCCACCAAAUAUGGGUGUUGGUCAAGUUGCAGGAGGGAUGAUGAUGUCAACAUCAGUAUCAUCUUCAUCGUCGUCGUCGUCAAAACCUAUUCCAAUCUCAUCGAUUGGUAUACCAGCACCAAUCAACACUUUGGCACCUGCCAUUGACAACACUAUUGUACCAGCGAGUAGUUCAUUCAAGGCAACGUACAGCAACCAAAAUGCAGCCAAUCAUCAUGGUCAGUCGGUGCAACCAAUCACCAACAUCUCAACUAUGACCGACCAAGUAUUACCAUCUUGGCUUGACCUCACAUACACUGUCAAUGGUAAUGUGAAUGGUGAAAAGUCAGCAGACGACUUGUCAAUUGAUUUAUUCUCAUUACUUUUGAUUGAAAAGUCUGGUGGUAGAUUAGACCAUUUGUUAGAGUCGAGACUGAUUCAACUCUUGCACGACAAGAUACAGUCCGUGAUUGAGGAAAAGUCCAAUGUCUGGAUCGAACAUAUCUUUCAUCAUUGGGUCAAGUCGGUUAAUAUUUUUUACCAUCACGAGAUUGUUGGUAAGAUUGGCGAGCUUGUCAAAGAGUAUUCCAAGCAUGUUUGGACAGACUCCAAGUAUCAGUAUUACCUCAACACGAUUGUUCAGUUGAGACGUAUGUAUCCUCCUACAACCACAACUACUCCUACACAUGGACAUCAACAUCAACCAACAACACAACAACAACAUCAACUAUCAAUAAUGGUAUCAAAACAAGAAGAAGUACAAAUGAAAUUAAUUAUGAAACAAUUGAUUGAUGAUGCAUUGGGAUUGGUGUUGGUUCAGGAUCACCAAUCUUUGAAACAUGUUGAAAGGUUGGCAGUUGGGUUGAUGGGACAUAACCUUGCAUCGGUGCGUCAAAGUUCGGUUUGUCUACUCAACGUUAUCUAUGAUUCACAUGAUUGGCAAUUAGAGUCACCUUUGAAACCAGUGAUUCGUGUGAUUGGUGAUGCGUUCCGUGUAGAGUUGGAUCUUGAAGUACCACUUCCAGAAGACGUACUCAAUCGUAUCUAUGUGCUGACUGUGACACCGUCGAUUAGUAACAAGGCUGGUAAACUCAACAACAGUGCCACAAUAUUCACUCGCAACAAGGCACGAGUCGAUGUGAGUGGCACCAAACUAUACCAUGAAGCUCCCUCCUCAUUUUAUCGUGCCGGUUACUAUGAUUGGAUUUUCGUCGAGCUUGCAAGCACCGGUCUCUACAAACCAUUUGAUUUCAACGCCUACAAAAUCAAAUUACCCGCCAUCCAACCAACCCUUCAACAAUCAACUCAAACAACUAUCCCCAAUCAAGAAUCAACUCUUAUUCAAGGUAGAUUUAUUGUUCAUCCAAAAUUACGUGAAGAAAUUAUGCAUGAAGUAUGGGUAGAUUUACAAGAUGCAGUUUGGGAUUCACAUAGAGGAGAGAUUCAAAAGAAAGGAACAUUACAAAACUUGAUAGAUUCUUUGGAUGGAUAUCAUAUGGAUGGUGUGACGACGUUGUAUGUGAUGGGAUUGUUGGAGAGAUUGAAUCACUCACAUCCAUUCUGUCCGACCGAUAGAGAAAUACCUAAUCGUGCAACUGGAGGAUCGAAUCUAUUCCAACAACUGGUUAGUAAAGCCAAGCAAUUGGGUAUUCGAUUGGUGGUGGAUUCAACGACUCGUUUGUCGUCGAGAGCAGCUCAUCGCAAGUAUAAUCGUUCGAUUUGUUACACACUCGAUGCUAAAGGUCAGUUGGGCAGAUUAGAGGGAACGGAUUCGAGCGAGUUUACUUGGCCCGAUUGCGUGCAGAUUAAUAUGCGAAAGUUGUCGGCUUGGGAGACACUGGUCAACGAGACGUUGGGAUGGGGUGAGCGUGGUGUAGAUGGUAUUCGCGUCGACGGCGGUCAUACUUGUCCACUCAUAUUCCGUGCCAAUCUCGACGAACUCUAUCGUUUGGACAGUGAUGACCAACCACACUAUUCCAACCAACAAAUCUUUGAUGGUGAGAUUGUCAUGUCGCCGUCUGAAGAGGAGAUUCCAAUCACUUAUAUUGGCGAGCAACAAGGUUGGUACUAUCACGUCGACAUCCACUCGAGCCGUGUCAAGGUGGGUAUGUCGUCGACACCAUUCCAACUACAGUACCCACAGAUCCGCGGACAUUAUGCACAUCGUGUGUCACUGCGAAAGAACCAUACACUGUUGCGUCGUGGUGGUAUGAUCCCCUUACUAUGCUACCAUCAACAGGGAUGGCACGACCGCGUGUUUGGAUUUGCUCGUUUCUCAGGCACCGAGUUGGCCAUCAUCGCCAUCAACUUUGAUAACCACGACACUGAGUUUUACGUCGAUUGUAGUCCGUUGGCCAAGAUAUCUACCGAGGAAACCACCAUCUAUCGUCUGAUUGAUCUCAUCAAUCCCAGCAACCCACCACAAUACUUUUCACAACAGGAACUGCUCUAUGAGAAACACUUUGUCGUCGUGCCGGGAUACUCUAGUAUUUGCUGGGGUGUCUACCACCAAGUCAAGAGUCCGGCUGCCAUCCGUGUGCUCUACGAACACAGUAUGACACGUCUCAAGCAGCUGCUGGCCGACAAUGUCGAUCCUUCCAACAAUCUCAUCUACUCGAUUUUGAAAAAGGGGUUGGCAUCGGUCGACGACUUUGCAGUGUCAAUCGACGACAUUGUCUCUAAUCUCUCGGGCAACAAUGAAAAGAGUUUUGCUCAAUUUAUUCAACAAGUAUUAUACCAUCUCACACGUUCAUUUGAUGGUUUUAAAAUUAUUGCUUACUUGGAUUAUUUAUCAAAAAGAUUUAAUCAACAAAAUAAUAAUAAUAAUGAUCAAAAUAUUAAUAAUAAUAUUUUAGUAAGUCCAACAUUUUCAUCAUCAUCUUCAUCUUCAUCAACUUCAACAACUAUACCACAACAAAUUAAAAUUAAUAGUAGAGUUGCAAAGAUUUGUAAGGAUAUUUUACAACAUAAUACAUUGGGACCGAUUUUUUGUCGGACGUAUCGUCCUGCAAAAGGCGACGGUGCACUCGUCAACCUUGGCUCAGACUUUGGUCUCAUGCCCUCUCUUUUCGAGCCAAGUGGUGUUGUGCAACAAGAGUACUUUGCAGCCGGCACACCCGUCAUUGCGUUCAAGACGGGUGGUCUAAAGGACACGGUCUUUGAAUACAACAUGCUCGAUGAAACAGGCAACGGAUUCACAUUCGAAGCACACAAACACAGCGAUUUCGUCCAAGCUGUCAACCGUGCAUUCAACAUCUUUUCCAAUCCCCAUCACUACCAAAAGAUCCGCGAGAGAUGUUAUGAAUCAGUCCUCGACAUGCAAGUAGUCGCCGAAGCUUGGGCAAAGGAAUUCUCAAGAAUGAGAAGAUCAAUUUGGGCUGAUGCUUCACUCAUUGAACAAUCAUAUAAUCAUUUAAUUAAAGAAAAUAAUCAAAACAAUAAUAAUCAAAAUCAAAAUCAAUAA
Cavenderia fasciculata is the source of this 5442-nucleotide messenger RNA. It is a transcript of the gene gtr2, whose product is annotated as alpha amylase domain-containing protein. The transcript is spliced from 6 exons. Gene Ontology annotation, molecular function: glycosyltransferase activity. Lineage: Eukaryota; Evosea; Eumycetozoa; Acytosteliales; Cavenderiaceae. The record is from RefSeq and is a predicted model, not a curated record. The coding region runs from base 1 to 5442 and encodes 1813 amino acids.